AUGUCCAGGCAGCUGGAUCGCCAGACGAAGGAGCAGUGGGAGACAUCCCUAGGCGCCACACGCGAGUAUCCGCGAUUCGACCAGCUCGAGCAAUUCCUCACCUCUCGAGCACGGGCACUCGAGAGGAUUGAGUCUACGGCCAGCUCUGGAAGCUCGGCAGGGGUUGCUUCAACAGCACGGCGCUCCUCGACGGCUCGUCAUGCGGCAGCUCAACCGGCACGCACUACGACAUCAGACGGCUCAACGGUGUACCCGUGCGACUGCUGCAACGGCACGCACUUCGUGGUGACGUGCCUUAAAUUCAGGGAACUCUCACCGGGCGAUCGACAAAAAGCUCACGGGGGUGCAAGAAGUGCACCAACCGACAUCAUACGAUGCUGCAUGAGGCACAUCAGACCGACUCAUCAGCGAAGCCAACCACCAGCUCAGCCUCAGCAUCCCAAUAGGACAAUGGUGCAAUCGUCGCUCACUCAUCUUUGGCCCACUCAUCACACUCAACAUUACUCGCUACGGCCCUGGCUUAGAUCAGCUCAUCGGUUAAUACUCAGCACGUAUGGCUUCUCAUCGAUACAGCUCAACAUUCUUCGUCAUCAUUCUGUCAUUCUCAUUACCGGAAUUGGUGGCGGAAAGUCCACGCAAACUCGAGGAGUUGCAUUCCUCAAGCUCCGCUCACUUCGCUCAAGAUCAGACGUCAUUAUUCAAGCUCACAUUCUGAAGACGUUAACAAACAUCCUACCAUCAUUCAACGCUGCACCCCAGGAAUGGCCGCAUCUCACCAAGUUAACCUUGGCUGAUCCAGAUUUUCUGACACCACGGCCAGUGGAUAUUAUCAUUGGAGCUGACUCAUAUGGGCAGAUCAUCAAGCCCAACAUCAUUAAACGAGAUACAUUGAUGCCAAUUGCGCAGCUCUCAAUUUUCGGAUGGCUCGUUCUCGGACCUGUCGACACAUCAUCAUCGGCAUCUGCUGCAGUGCAUCAUGCAUCGAUUCAGGAGAGGGAACAUGCUCUCGACGAGUUACUGUCGAGAUUUUGGACACAGGAAGAAGUGCCUGCGAGCAACAAUCUUGAUCUUACUUCUGACGAGCAAAGAUGUAAAGAACAUUUCAAGAAAUAUCGAGAUUUCAAUCACAUGAAGAAAGCUUCACCCGUUUCCAGUCAGCACACGCAAUAUUAUUUGCCACAUCACGGAGUGCUCAAACCAUACAGUGCAACCACGAAAUUACGUGUGGUAUUCAAUGGCUCGAGCGCAUCUACAUCUGGCCGCUCACUUAAUGAUUUCAUGCACACGGGAGCCAAGUUGCAUUUAGACGUCACUGAUGUCUUGCUCUGGAUUCGACAAUUUCGACACCUAGUUGCCACGGACAUCACCAAGAUGUAUAGACAGAUCAACGUGUAUAAGGAUGACUGGAAUUUACAAAGGAUUCUAUGGAUCGACGAACUGCUCAAUGAAGUGGCAUAUUAUCUAACCACGGUCACGUAUGACACCAAGGCUGCCCCGUUCUUGACAGUACAAACGCUGCUGCAACUGGCGGAGGACGAAGGCCAUAAUUUUCCUCUUGCAGUGCCGUCCAUCCUUCAAGGUCGAUACGUCGACGACAGCUUUGGAGGCGUUGACACUGUCCAACAGCUAAUCAAAAUUGCAUUGCAACUAAAGAACUUGUGCAUGGCGGGCGGUUUUCCAUUGGCCAAGUGGCACGCGACUCAUCCAGACGUGCUCACUGCGGUUCAAGCAGAAAAGACCAGGGCUCACAAAUUACAUUUGACGAUUGCGUUACCAAAAUACUCGGAUUACGAUGGCUUCCUCAAGAAGAUUCAUUCGCAUUCUCAACAAGGAUCUCGUCGCACACCGAUCAUCUCACCAAACGCCUCGUUUUGUUUGAAGUGGCUCAGAUAUUUGAUCCACUAG
This is a messenger RNA of Temnothorax curvispinosus, 1905 nucleotides long. RefSeq lists its product as uncharacterized. The record is from RefSeq and is a predicted model, not a curated record. Lineage: Eukaryota; Metazoa; Arthropoda; Insecta; Hymenoptera; Formicidae. The transcript is spliced from 4 exons. The coding region runs from base 1 to 1905 and encodes 634 amino acids.